AUCAGCACUCGCCUGAAUACGACAUAUUUGUAGUAAGGUCGGAACCACGCAAAUCACGUUUGCCAACCAAGUCUCCUGUUUCAUUGGAAAAAGCUCCCAGAAUUCAAUCAACUCGAACUAAAUUCAUCGCCACCGAUGAUAUUGAGAAUGUGACGGUGCUUUAAUUUGCUCCGUUCCCGUAGAUCUCGCCGCCCGCGAUUUAAACUAGUUGAUCAAGAUGAGCCUUCUUGCUAAUGCCACCAUUGGAGACAUAGCUGGAGGUUCCAAUACUAUUGAGGUUGAGAAAUGCCAACUCUACUUUCUUUUCCUUUCUGAAAGUGAGCUUAGUAAUGGUGUUCGGGGCUUCUUGUAUUUUGCGGCUCUUGCCUACUGCUUCAUUGGAUUGUCGGCUAUAACUGCUCGUUUCUUCCGGUCCAUGGAGCAUGUUGUUAAGCAUACUCGGAUAGUCGAAGAGAUUGAUCCUUGCACCAAUACCGUCGUUGUCAAGCACAGAAAGGUUUGGAAUUACGCCAUAGCCGACAUCACGCUGUUGGCGUUUGGGACUAGCUUCCCCCAGAUUUCGUUAGCGACAAUUGAUGCAAUAAGGAAUAUUGGGCAAGUGUACGCUGGAGGUUUAGGUCCUGGUACACUUGUUGGUUCGGCUGCUUUCGAUUUGUUUCCCAUCCAUGCCGUCUGUGUUAUAGUUCCUAAAGCCGGUGAACUGAAAAAGAUAUCGGAUAUAGGAGUCUGGCUUGUGGAACUCUUUUGGUCUUUCUGGGCUUACAUCUGGCUUUAUAUAACUUUGGAGGUAUGGACACCAAAUGUGAUCACUCUUUGGGAAGCUUUAUUGACAGUGUUGCAAUAUGGGCUAUUGCUGUUGCAUGCAUAUGUUCAAGAUAAGCGUUCGCCCUAUUUAUCUCUGCCCAUAUCAAGAUCAAAGAGGCCAGAGGAAUGGGUACCAGUGGAAACGCCCCCGGGCAGGAAGGGAAACUCGGAUUAUGAUGAGUAUCAGAAGUUGACAGAUACCGAGGUAGCUGAAUCCUUGGAGCAGUUCAACAGAACGAUUCCUGAUCAAGAUAACUUGCUCUCGAUCUGGAAGCAACAGUUUCUUGAUGCCUUGACGUUGGAGAGCCGAGAAUCAAGAAAAAUGAAUAACUUAUGCCUACGGAUAGCAAAGUUAUUCUGGGAGUUGCUUUGUGCACCUUGGAGAUUUUUGUUUGCUUUCGUACCUCCAUAUCAGAUCGCGCAUGGAUGGGUGUCGUUCAUUCUCUCCUUAGCUUUCAUCAGCGGGAUAGCUUACAUAGUAACCAAUCUUACGGAUCUAAUAAGCUGUGUCACAGGUAUUGAUGCUUACGUUAUAGCAUUUACAGCACUGGCUGCUGGAACAUCAUGGACCGAUUUAAUGGCGAGCAAGAUUGCAGCAGAGCGGCAGAUCACAGCUGACUCCGCCAUAGCUAAUAUCACCUGCAGCAACUCCGUGAACAUAUAUAUUGGAAUUGGUGUGCCUUGGCUCAUCGACACGCUAUACAACUUCUUCGCCUACAAUGAGCCAUUGAGGAUUGAGAACGCCGGCUACCUCAGCUUCUCAUUGCUUGUAUUCUUUGCUACAUCAGUAGGCUGCAUUGGUGUACUUGUAUUUAGGCGUCUCACUUUGGGUGCAGAGCUUGGUGGUCCAAGAUUGUGGGCAUGGGUAACGUGUGUUUAUUUCAUGUUGCUAUGGCUCAUUUUUGUUGUGCUGUCGUCUUUACAUAUAUAUGGCCUUAUUUGAGCAAAUCUGCAGAUUUGUGAUUUAUUCAUAAUUUUCCUUGA
Messenger RNA from Salvia splendens (bonfire salvia), 1788 nucleotides. Its product is annotated as magnesium/proton exchanger. The record is from RefSeq and is a predicted model, not a curated record. Bases 218 to 1747 code for a protein of 509 amino acids. The transcript has 9 exons. NCBI's taxonomy places the organism in Eukaryota, Viridiplantae, Streptophyta, Magnoliopsida, Lamiales, Lamiaceae. Gene Ontology annotation, biological process: metal ion transport; transmembrane transport. Gene Ontology annotation, cellular component: membrane.